AGAGGAAUGCCACUGCACUUCAUCGGCAUCCACCGCUUCUACAUUUUUUUUAUUCUCUGUUAACAUUCUUUACCGUUGGUGCUUCUUGAACAAAGUUCAAAAUGAAAGUGCUUAUCGGCCUGUUGUCUUUGGCGGCUGUGUGCCAUGCAGGAGUGUACAAACGCGCUGCCGGUGACCAGAAUCCGAAGGUCUUCACCGCCUUGGAUACCCUGAGCAACGGCAAGACGAAAUUAGACGCCGGUCAGCGUGCUGAGCUGUACAAUCACGCGCAAGCUGGUCAGGACUACCCCAUUAUUGCCGUGAUUCCCAAAGCCGGUGUUGACUGCGCUUCAGUCAAACCAGGUUUUUAUGCUAACGACGGCGAGGGCAAAUGCCAGGCUUUCGACCGCUGCGACAUCAACGGCAACCUCACCAGCUACCUGUGCCCCAACAUGACGCUAUUCAACCAAAUUACACUGAUCUGCGAUUGGUUCUUCAAUGUCGACUGCACUAAAGUCCGCCAGUUCUAUGACUACUCCAACAGCCGUCUGUACCAAGAAAACUCUCACCUUCUGGACGACGAACCCGAUUACGUUGUGGUUGCCACCGGAGCUGCUGAGUCCUCUGCCUCCGCCUCUGGCUCCGUGACCAUCAAGAAGAGUGUGAAGGGCAAGGGAAAGAAUAAGCGUACAAAGCGUGCUGCCGGUGACCAGAACCCCAAAGUUUUCACCGCCUUGGAUACCCUGAGCAACGGCAAGACGAAACUGGAUGCCGGUCAGCGUGCUGAGCUGUACAAUCACGCUCAAGCCGGUCAGGACUACCCCACUAUUGCCGUGAUUCCCAAAGCCGGUGUUGACUGCGGAUCCGUCAAACCGGGUUUCUAUGCUAACGAUGGUGAAGGCAAAUGCCAGGCUUUCGACCGCUGCGAUAUCAACGGAAACCUCACCAGCUAUCUGUGCCCCAACAUGACGUUGUUCAACCAAAUCACCCUCAUCUGCGACUGGUUCUUCAACGUUGACUGCACCAAGGUGCGCCAGUUCUAUGACUACUCCAACAGCCGUCUGUACCAAGAGAACUCUCAUCUUCUGGACGACGAACCCGACUACGUUGUGGUCGCUACUGGAGCCGCGGCGACGUCGGCACCGGCUUCUGGGUCGUCGGAGGCCAAGAAACCGGCCAAGUCAAAGAAAGGAGGCAAAAAGCAGUAGUUUGAUGUGAUGGCAGUGUGAUCUCUGUGAUUCUCCUGGGCAGUGCCGCAGUAGCAUAAUGCUUGUUCGUAAGUCAUAAUUUCGAUUGUUAAAAAUUCCGCUAUAUACCGCGAUUGAGUUGAAGUCUUAAAAAUGAUGUCUAAACAAGUUAAAAUCAACGAAACAAUGCCGCAAGUACUGUACAAAAUAAAAUACUUGU
This is a messenger RNA of Paramacrobiotus metropolitanus, 1386 nucleotides long. RefSeq lists its product as uncharacterized. Lineage: Eukaryota; Metazoa; Tardigrada; Eutardigrada; Parachela; Macrobiotidae. The transcript is spliced from 4 exons. The coding region runs from base 102 to 1187 and encodes 361 amino acids. The record is from RefSeq and is a predicted model, not a curated record. Gene Ontology annotation, cellular component: extracellular region. Gene Ontology annotation, molecular function: chitin binding.